GCCAUCGUGGACUCCUCGCAGUCUCCUCACCUGGCCGCGCUGGCAACGCAUUUCAGGCCAAACAGGCCUCUAUCAUUGCUCUGAUGAAGCUUAAAUACUCUGAUCAUGGGUGACCCGAGUACACAUCGUCUGCCGAGGGCCCAUAUGUCCCUCAUUAACAGUGCCUUAUAGUCCACGCAACGUGUGCUACAGCACCAGUUCAGCGCUUAUCGGUUGAUCGAACUCUGCAGCUUGUCGGCCCUCUGUCUUUUGGCUGUCCUUGUCCAUCACGCUACCUAGCUAGCCCAGGCUAGCCCUUAAAUACGUGGCAAGGUUGACUACACGUUCAGCCAAGGCGCGUCCUAACAACGGUGCCUAACGUUCUGUGAUCGGACACGAUCGGGCUCCCAGCGAUCCAGAUCAUCAGUCAAAAAGUCGAGGAAAGCUGUACGGGUUCAUUCCGGGUCAUUAACAUGUCCUCCUCGCCAACUUCUGGCCACCACGAAUGGUCAUCGUUACUUAUCUUUGUCUGGAAGUCAUACUGGCGCUGAUGUACUUCAGCGGAAACUAUGGCAACGUGGUUUGCUUUCCUAUGAGCAUGCACGCUCACACUGUUCUAUGCAUCUCCGGGACUAAUCACUCAGACGUCAGAUCUCUUCCAAUGAGCGUUAUGGGGAUCCUGCCGAUUCAAGAAGUGCAGUUCAGUGCCUAUGUCAAGUUGACGCAUCCCCGCGGUGCCAUGCUUUGCCAUCCUGAUCGUGUGAUAGAGACGCGUUGGCAGAGUAGAAUUUGUUGGCGGUAUCAGGCGGUAUCGCUAGCUGGGUAUGCAAGCAUGUGGGCGCCCAGGACAAUGUCUGGUACAAAAGCUGCAGAUCCACAGGCGGUGACCAACAACUCGCCUUUCUCCGCUUCAGCUUCUGGUCAAGCACUUUCAAGCGCUUCUAUCUAUUGAACUUGUCUAGAUCGACACUCGUCUAUAACAUACACUCUUUCAUCCCGUCACCAACACAACCUGUUCCUACCAUGUUCGUUCAAGGACUCGCCACUCUCGCCCUCGCGCUCUCCGCCAGCGCCUUCGCUCUGCCCUUCAGGCGCCAGGCAACAUCUACCACUGAUGUCUCUUCCUCUACCACCGACGUCCCUACCACGACUGUCCCAACUAGCACUCCCGUCCCUACGACCUCGGUUGCCCCCUCCACGACUUCCACCUCCUCGUCCGUCGCACCUACCUCGACGCUCCCCGCAUACCUCGUCGGUACCCAAACCGGUGACGGCACCUAUUACGCCCCCGGACUCGGCGCGUGUGGCAUCUCCAACACCAACGCGGACAUGAUUGCUGCGGUAUCGCACCUCCUGUACGACACAUUCCCUGGCUACACCGGCACAAACCCGAACAACAACCCCAUCUGUGGGCACACUGUCACUGCUUCCUACGGCGGCAGCAACGUGACCGUCGCGAUAACGGACCGCUGCACCGCGUGCGCGAUCACCGACCUCGACUUUGCGCCCGCCGCGUUCGACAAGCUCGCGUCUGAGACCGUCGGCCGCAUACACGGCGUCACUUGGGUCUGGGAUGAUCUCCCCGCCGACCUUUAAGCGCAUUAUUGAAUGAUGGGCUUACUGAGGGGUUUCUUCUUUUAAGAUUAUUUGUUUAUUUAUACUGGGUUCGACUGUUGGCAUCGGGUGUAUUUAUUACAUGGGUUCCGGGUAGCUGAGCUGCCUGUAUUCAAGAUUAUGUAUUAUCUUGUAGAAAAGGGUAGAGCGGAGGAGGCGUGUGGUUUUG
Coniophora puteana RWD-64-598 SS2 is the source of this 1762-nucleotide messenger RNA. Its product is annotated as plant expansin. Lineage: Eukaryota; Fungi; Basidiomycota; Agaricomycetes; Boletales; Coniophoraceae. Bases 1003 to 1575 code for a protein of 190 amino acids. The record is from RefSeq and is a predicted model, not a curated record. The transcript is spliced from 7 exons.